AUGAAAUUCACGAGAACAUUUGAAAUCUUGGGCUUUUUUGAGGAUGAGAUAAAAGUAUUCGAAGAAAAGUUUUGUCAUGAAGAUAGGAAUAUCGCUGACCGUAUUCUAAAUAAGAUUGAAAAUUCUCUUGAACUUCGCAGCUUUUGUUAUAUCCCUAUUAACACUAAAAUUGUUUGUAUGACCUUAAAGGAAUGUUUUGCAAAUGAUGAAAACUGUAGUCCAAAGACUAUGACUGAAUUGUACAAUAGAGCAAUUAAAGUUUUACUAUGGCAAAGCCAUCCACUUCUUAGGGGCAAGACUACACCAAAGGAUUACUUAACAAUUCCUUUACCAUCCAAGCUUGAUAAUGAUCUACAAGAAAUAAAACAUGUUGCCAUGGAAGGGCUUAAUAACGGACACCUAAUUUUUGAAAGAGACACUAACAGUAACUUUGAAAAUCUGGAAAACUCUGGCAUUUUCAAUAAGAUUUGUGACAAAAAAAAUCUUUACUGUUUUCUUCAUUUGACUCUUCAAGAGUUUCUUGCAGCGUUGUAUAUUGUUGACGAUUGGCAAAACAUUGGAAAGUUUUUGGAUGAUCAGGCUAAAGAUCCUAAAUGGCAUUUGGUAAUCGAAUUUGCUGCUGGUUUGGUUGGAAAUAUAAAGAAAAAGACGGGAAAAGAUAUCAGCUUUAUUCUAAAGAGGUAUUAA
Molecule: messenger RNA, 687 nt
Organism: Xenia sp. Carnegie-2017
Lineage: Eukaryota; Metazoa; Cnidaria; Anthozoa; Malacalcyonacea; Xeniidae
Product: NACHT, LRR and PYD domains-containing protein 12-like
Exons: 1
Coding region: 1-687 (228 amino acids)
Source: RefSeq, a predicted model, not a curated record